Messenger RNA from Schistocerca gregaria, 3703 nucleotides. Its product is annotated as glucose dehydrogenase [FAD, quinone]. NCBI's taxonomy places the organism in Eukaryota, Metazoa, Arthropoda, Insecta, Orthoptera, Acrididae. The record is from RefSeq and is a predicted model, not a curated record. The transcript is spliced from 9 exons. Gene Ontology annotation, molecular function: flavin adenine dinucleotide binding; oxidoreductase activity, acting on CH-OH group of donors. Bases 222 to 2093 code for a protein of 623 amino acids.
GAAAGGCCGGCUCCGAGGCAGCUCUGCCAGCCCAGCCCAGCCCAGCUCCGCCAGCGCCGACCACACUCCCUGCCGCCGCGUCCGUGGCUGCCAGGCUCCCAGGACCCAGCCCGCCUCUGCCUGCCGGAGCAGCGCGUCUCGAGACACUGCGGCGGUCAAGGACGCCAUGGGGCGUGGCUGGCCCUCCGGACUCUGCUGCUGCUAGCUGCUGACGUCAAGAGAUGCCGCCGACGCUGCUGUCGAUGGUGGGCGGGGCGGGCGCCGGCGUGGGCGCGGUCAGCCCGGCCACGUGGCUCAUGGCGCCGCUGCUCGCCAUGGGCCUCACCGCCUACUACCGGUACGCCUCCGUCGACCCGGAGACUCACCCCAUCAACGCGCGCACUCUGCUGCCGGAGUACGACUUCGUCGUCGUGGGCGGCGGCUCCGCGGGGGCCGUAGUCGCCAGCAGGCUCUCCGAGAUCCCCGGCUGGAAGGUGCUGCUGCUGGAGGCCGGAGGGGACGAGAACGAGGUGACGGACGUGCCGUCGCUGGCGGGCUACCUGCAGCUGUCGCAGUUCGACUGGAAGUACAAAACGGCGGCCUCGGGCCACGACUCGCCCUACUGCCUCGCCAUGGUCGGCGACCGCUGCAACUGGCCCCGCGGGAAGGUGUUGGGCGGGUCGAGCGUGCUGAACGCGAUGAUCUACGUGCGGGGCAACCGGCGCGACUACGACCGCUGGGCGCAGCUGGGCAACCCGGGCUGGAGCUACGACGAGGUGCUGCCCUACUUCCGCAAGUCGGAGGACCAGCGCAACCCCUACCUGGCCAGGACGGCCUACCACUCCACAGGGGGGCUGCUCACCGUGCAGGAGGCGCCCUGGCGCUCGCCGCUCGCCGUCGCCUUCGUGCAGGGCGGCCAGCAGCUGGGCUACGAGCACCGCGACUGCAACGGCGAGCGGCAGACGGGCUUCAUGAUCGCCCAGGGCACCAUCCGGCGCGGCUCGCGCUGCUCCACGGCCAAGGCCUUCCUGCGGCCCGUCCGCCUGCGCCACAACCUGCACGUGGCCAUGCACGCCCACGCCACCAAGCUGCUGUUCGAGGGCGGCCGCGCCGUCGGCGUCGCGUUCAUGCGGGACGGCGUCCAGCAGGCGGUGCGGGCGAAGCGCGAGGUGGUGCUGUCCGCGGGCGCCAUCAACAGCCCGCAGCUGCUGAUGCUGUCGGGCGUGGGGCCGGCGGAGCACCUGCAGGAGAUGGGCAUCCCCGUGGUACGCGACCUCAAGGUGGGCCACAACCUGCAGGACCACGUGGGCCUCGGCGGGCUCACCUUCGUCGUCGACAAGCCCGUCACCUUCACCAGGGCCCGCUUCCAGACGGUGCCGGUGUUCCUGGAGUACGUGCUGAACGAGCGCGGCCCGCUUACGUCGCUGGGGGUGGAGGGCGUGGCCUUCGUCAACAGCAGGUUCGCCAACCACUCCGACGACUGGCCUGACGUGCAGUUCCACUUCGCGCCCAGCUCCAUCAACUCGGACGGCGGCGAGCAGAUCCGCAAGAUCCUGGGCCUGCGGGACGGCGUGUUCAACACGGUGUACAAGCCGCUGCUGAGGGCGGAGACGUGGACCAUCCUGCCUCUGCUGCUGCGGCCGCGCAGCGCCGGCUGGGUGCGGCUGCGCUCCGCCAACGCGGCCCACCACCCUCUCAUCGUGCCCAACUACUUCGCGCACCGCGAGGACGUCGACACGCUCAUCGACGGGAUCCGCAUCGCGCUGAACCUGUCGUCGACGCCGGCGUUCCAGCAGUUCGGCUCGCGGCUGCACAGGAUCCCGCUGCCGGGCUGCGCGCAGCUGCCCUUCGCCUCGGACGCCUACUGGGAGUGCGCGCUGCGCCACUUCACCUUCACCAUCUACCACCCGGUGGGCACGUGCAAGAUGGGCCCCGCCUCCGACCCCGACGCCGUGGUGGACGCGCGCCUCAGGGUGCACGGGCUGCGCGGGCUGCGCGUCGUCGACGCCUCCGUCAUGCCGCACAUCGUCAGCGGAAACCCCAACGCGCCCGUCAUCAUGAUCGCCGAGAAGGCGUCCGACAUGAUCAAGGAGGACUGGAAGGACCUCAGGUAGCCGCCGGUGCAACUAGGCCUCCGUCGAGGGCGGUCCACGAGUGCACCGAUUAACAUUUCCCGCUUUCUACUCGGUGACAAGAAUGAAGCUACGUUUAAAAUCUCGUGCAGCAAUGUCGCCACCGCAGUCUGACGGCAGCUCGAUUUUCAACCAAAAUCAGACUUUUUUUAUACUAAUCGUCACAAAGCUGGGGCGAAAUAGUCGAUUUAACUUGUCAGACGUACUUUGAGUUCACUUACGACCUAACAGAAUGCUUUUCGUUGUAACUUAUUUAGUAUAUAGAAAUGUGGCAUGUGCUGUGUAAUAUUUUCGUACUUCACAAGCUGCUUCGCGUUUGAGUAAAACUCGAGCUUUCGCUGAUAUUUCUCACCUUUAUCGCCAGGAGAUGACUGCUCCGCACUGACGUUCUCUCUUCUGUACCACUGGUCUGCCUCGUAAUUCUGCCCGGUGGGCAUAGAUUGGAGGGGGAAGGGAGUUUGUAUUCUCUUCACUGUCCGUCAUUUCCUACAUUUUCGCACUCAAAUCUCGCGCUCAAAUGACAUCACUGCUCCAGUGAUACGCCAGAGCGCUACUAUAUAAGGUACAAAUAUCGGUCCCGGCAAUCUGUUGGUACCUGACGAUGAUCACGGCGAAUGUAUUCGAAUGCUUAAGUAUUAACUCAAAAUGACGAGACUUGAAAGUCGAGAAAAUGUUAGACAUGUACGCCACUGCGAAAGAGUCAGAGACACUGACUGGACGAAGGCUUAAUCUGUCAAGUCCAAGUGCGAAUCGCUUCUGUGGCAACAGGGAACACUGUUACUCAUGACUUCUUCGUGAGAUUUACGUAACAAGCGGUAGCAAAAUGUUUGUGAAAAAUUUAGUUAACAUUUGUUAACUUCGUUAGUCCUACAAAUUUCUAUUCUGGUCAUAAUUUGAUGUUCUAUUCACUUACGUGUCAUCGCAAGACAUAUUCCUUAUGUUAAGUGCCAUUAUAUUUACGUAAGUAGUUAAGGACAUAAAAACACUAUAUCAUUUUGCAAGCGAUCUAUAAGGACUGCUACAGUGUGCUCGAUGCAAAAUAAUGAAGAGCAAUCGCAUUUUCAUGCGAGCUACAGAGAUGUUUUUCCCUUUACUUGGUAUUAUUCGUGUGCUCGAAACGUUCGCAUAUUGACAAGAAAGAACAAUAUUGUUUCAUAUACUCACAGAACUAUUUUGAAAAAAAAUUGUUAAAUCAUGUAUAAGUGUAAGCCAUCCAAGAAAUAUCAUAACUAUUCACUGUAAGAGGUAAAUUCGUGUACUGUGAAAAACACUGUCUGCAAGGAGGCAAAAAGGAGCAAACGCACUAAAUUGUAUUUUAUUAUAAAAUAGUUUCGUUUCCGGUUGAAUAAAGGAAUGAGAAAACACCCACCCACACCCACACACAUAUACACACACUCACAUACACACACUCACAUACACACCACACAAAAUACGAGCUACAGUAUUUUCUGAAUUUGGCAACGAUAUUUAUAUCUGAUACGAGUGAGUUUACCGAUGUCACGUAAACAUUAUUUAUCUGUAUGAGACCUGCAGUUUAGUGUCAUGGUUUGUAUACAAUACCAAUUUCUCAUUAUCACAAUGUUUACUAGCGA